AUAUGAUGGUGCAACGAGGCAGAUCAAAAAUAAUAAAGUUUACAGUUUUGUAUCUUUUAACUGAAUGAAAUGAAACGUGAUGAAAUUUUACUUUCAGUUUUAAAAUUUUAAUAACUGAUUUCGUCAACACAACUGUUUCUAUGUAUAAACUCCGUGUGAAUACGGCACUCUGAGCAUCUGCAUAAAUAUCUAAAUGGCUACCAGACGCUCAAGGCUUCAAAUUAGACCAAACCUUGGACCAAGAGUUGGAACCAAACCUCCACAAGCAGACAGUGAAAAGGCUAAAGAAAAAAGUCAAGAUACCAUCAAAAGUCCUGUUCGUUCCAUAUCCAAUACCAAAAAUCUGACAAAAGACCCAGAACCAAAUGAAAACAAAAAACCAGACAAGAAUGUUGUAGAAGUUGAGACCACACUUGAUGAAGUUAAAUGUAAAGACAAGAUAAACACUGAAGAUGAAGAGGCCGUUGGAAGUCCUAAAGGGCAGAAGCCUCAGUAUACGGCUCUGAGAGCAAAGAUCAAGGCUAAACCAAACCUUAGUCUGGCUGGAAAACCUAGAAGAACAACAGAGGACCCACAGCCAAAAUGUCCAUCAUCCCCCUUGAAGUCCCCCCGUCCAAUUAUUCCCACUCCUAGUCUCAAGUCUCCCACACCCAGGCCAAACUAUCCGUCAUGCCCUUCACCUGUAAAGCAUGUACCAAGAACUGAUAUAACAAAGUCAACAGAAGAUAAAGAAGAGAAGACAGAAAAACCAAAGCAGACAAGAAGACAUACAAAGGUGGACAUUCCAAAAGAUGCUCCUCUAGACAAGACUUCUAUGAAAAUGUCUGAUCUCAUUUUCUGGAAUCCUAAUAGAAAUUUCAUGUCGACCCAGAAUAAGCCUGAGAAAUCCACUAAAACUGCCAAUAAAAAGGACGAUGAAGAACCUGUUGUAAAUCCCUUGCUACAAGCCACAGAAGAAGAGGCAAGAGUUGAUGAGGGAGAAGAGGAACCAGGAGAGGGAGAGGAGGAGGGGGAGGAGGAGGCAAUGCCUGUCCCCCAGGUCAAGAUUGGGCCUGAUGGCAGUCUCAUCAUUAAUGAAGAGAGUUUGGUGGUAAACACUAAAAAGCCAGUGUUGGAGGAGGAUACAGAGGCUAUUGAUGAGACGGAGAACACAACAACAUAUGCAAGCUUCAGGAAGCCUCAAGUCAGACAGAUCUGGUCCAAACAAGAGACAGAAAAGUUCUACUAUGCAUUGAGUUCUAUUGGAACUGACUUUACUCUGAUGUUGAAAGUUUUUCCAAACAAGACGCGAGCAGAUUUGAAGAAAAAGUUUGUGAAGGAGGAUAGAGAGAACAGAUUAAAGAUUGAGAAAGCAUUCAGGGAAAGAAAACCAUUUGAUAUGGAAGUUUUCAAACAACUAGAUGAGUUGGUAGAGAAAGAGAAACAGGACAAACAGAAAGAAAAGCAGAAGGCAAGGAAAUCUCGUGGAAAAAAUGUGGAGUCGGUGGAUGACAAAUCUUCCACCUCCUCCACCACCUCUGUAAGAAGAAGUAAACGGAAAACUGCAGGGUCAGGAAAAUAUUUUGACUACAGCAAUGAUGAGGUGGAAGAUGAUGAGGAAGAUUUUGUGAAAGAAAAACCAACACCUGCAAAACAUCCUAAAUGGAAUAGUAAGAAAACUGGACAAGGAGCAAAGGGAGGGAACUCAGUGGCUGGGCAGUACAGUGCGCUGAAUGAAUCAGAAAUUGCCCAGGCUAUCGGGGACACUAAUGAGGUAAAUAGUGGGCAGGGUCCCUUGAUUCUUGUCUACAACAAACCUGAGGACCCUGCGGGAGAGACUGUGAUCCAUGUGUAUAGGUUACAGCCUCAGUUCUCCCACUUGGUGGAAAACAGCAAUGGGCAGCCCAUUAUUGUGGAUGGAAAUAACUUCCAGCUGAUGGAAGACAGUGGGCAGAAAUCACAGAGUAUUAUGACACUCCAGGGGAAGACCUCAGAGUCCGCCCUGAGGGGUGUUUCGGAACUUCCACCCCAGUUUUUGGCCUCAGAUACUGAUCAAGUGACAGAGGUGGACAUUUCCGAGGAUGGAGCAGCUGGUGAACCUCAACCUCAAGUAUUCAUACCUCAGAAUGUCAUGACUUUGGCCAAUGAGAUUUCUCAAUGCCCAUCUCAGGAACAGGAGAUUACUCUAUCGUCAGAGUUCAGUCAAGUUCAUCAGGAUUCCAGUGAUGAGAAGUUUGUGAGUGAACAGGUUGAGGAAGCACAAGGGUCAGUGCAGUUAGAAACGGAGGUGAACUUUCAACCUGUGACAGUGAGGGAGUUAAUGGAGACUGGAUCAUGGAACAAUGGAGCAGUGAACACAGGGAAAGUCAUCGAACAGAAAGUGUGUGUGGAACAAAUCUCUACCUAUAUCGAUGUUAAUAUCAUAAAGGAGGACACUUGAUUUGUAAAAUUAUGGUAUAAGGAUUUUGUGUCCGUUUGAUUUUUCAUCCAUGUCUUUGUUUUUAUGGAGUGAGAAUGUCCAGUAUGUUGUAAUAAUGUGGAUAUUAUUAGCUCACCUGAACGAGUGUUCUGGUGACUGUUUGUCUGUGUUCUGUUGACUUGUCCUACUUCUGAAUAUUUCUGAAAAUUGACACGGUAUCCCAUUGCACAGUAGUGCCUUACCUUAGAUUUUGCACUAUUUGGGCAAUUUUAUCAAAGGAUGACUACAGCCUGUGUAAUAUACAAUAUUCAUUUUCAAAUCAAAACUUUUUGUGGUCUUAAGGGGGCUUGAUUUUACAAAUAUUUAGGUAACAUUUUGGCUGUUGGAUUUAAAAUACAUUAAAAAUUAUUUUGUUAUAAAACACUGUAGCAAAGAUGUUGAUGUUAAAACCUGAUUAGUGUUGUGUAUUGUAGCUCAGGUGAGCAUUGUGACUGGAGGACCUUUUUUUCCCAUAAAAUGUGCAAUGAUA
Magallana angulata is the source of this 2927-nucleotide messenger RNA. RefSeq names its product transcription factor TFIIIB component B'' homolog. The transcript is spliced from 12 exons. The coding region runs from base 194 to 2419 and encodes 741 amino acids. Gene Ontology annotation, biological process: RNA polymerase III preinitiation complex assembly. NCBI's taxonomy places the organism in Eukaryota, Metazoa, Mollusca, Bivalvia, Ostreida, Ostreidae. The record is from RefSeq and is a predicted model, not a curated record. Gene Ontology annotation, molecular function: TFIIIC-class transcription factor complex binding. Gene Ontology annotation, cellular component: transcription factor TFIIIB complex.